AUGGAGUACCCUCCGCAGUAUCAACAAACUCCGCAUCCUCAACCUUCACACGCUCCUCAUAUGCAAGGUGGUUAUCAAACAUCAUCCCAAAAUGCUGGAGCUCAAGUAGGCUCUAUCACCUCUCCGACAGGGCCUCCCUCUCAUAUGCAACAAUCACAUCAGACACAGGCAUCGCCAAUUCUGCCAUCACAAGCGCAAACACAUUAUCAAUCCCAACCGCAGUCCAAUCAGAUGCACCAGACGAUGGGUUAUCCUCAAUACGGAGUGCCUGGAGGCAUGUCACAAGGAUAUGGCAUUUCGCCCGGUCAAGCAGCUGCGAUGGCGAUGGCAGCGGCAUCAGGACAGUCGCAGUACCAAAUGCCACACGACAUGAGUCGAAUGCAGGGAGGUCCUCAAGGCCAAGUCAAGAGUGAACGGGGUCCUCGGUCACCAACACAACAAAUGCCUUCACUACCCUCAACUGUGGCAAUGCCACAAGGACCACCCAUGAACCAGCAACAAAGAAGAAUGAGUCAGCAUAUGAACAACAGCCCUCACAACCAAGUCUCUCAACCAGUCAUGAAUCACGUCCCACGGCCGUCCGUUCCACCAUCGCAGAUGCCGCCGCCUCAACAGCCUGUCCAGCAAACCCAACCCUCACCAGAACUUGUAGCUGGUGGCGCUGAGGAAUCACCUUUAUAUGUUAACGCAAAGCAGUUUCAUCGCAUUCUGAAACGACGAGUUGCACGACAAAAACUGGAAGAACAACUGCGUCUAACGUCGAAGGGUCGGAAGCCAUACCUUCACGAGUCUCGGCACAACCAUGCUAUGAGACGGCCUCGCGGCCCGGGAGGUCGGUUCUUGACCGCUGAUGAGGUUGCCGCAAUGGAGAAAGGCGGAGCUGCACCUGGAGGUGACGAGAACAACCAGACUCCGGCUGCGAAGGCGUCCGCUGCUCCAACCUCGGGACAAAAGAGGAAAGCGCCGAGUAGUGCUGACGACGAGAAUAUGCCAAUGAAGAAGAGCAAGAUCGCCAGUGAGAGUGCAGAUGAUAGUGACGACGGCGAGGGUGAUGAUGAUGAAGACGAGAGCUGA
Molecule: messenger RNA, 1074 nt
Organism: Endocarpon pusillum Z07020
Lineage: Eukaryota; Fungi; Ascomycota; Eurotiomycetes; Verrucariales; Verrucariaceae
Exons: 1
Coding region: 1-1074 (357 amino acids)
Biological process (GO): regulation of transcription by RNA polymerase II
Cellular component (GO): CCAAT-binding factor complex
Molecular function (GO): RNA polymerase II cis-regulatory region sequence-specific DNA binding; DNA-binding transcription factor activity, RNA polymerase II-specific
Source: RefSeq, a predicted model, not a curated record